Molecule: messenger RNA, 721 nt
Organism: Drosophila persimilis
Lineage: Eukaryota; Metazoa; Arthropoda; Insecta; Diptera; Drosophilidae
Gene: Damm
Product: caspase-3
Exons: 3
Coding region: 11-721 (236 amino acids)
Biological process (GO): proteolysis
Cellular component (GO): protein-containing complex
Molecular function (GO): cysteine-type endopeptidase activity; caspase binding
Source: RefSeq, a predicted model, not a curated record
ACUUAGAAAGAUGGCCCUCCCCAGACCACCCAAAUUUGGCGAACGCCGCAUGAUGUUACGUAGACAGCUGUCAACAGAAACGCUGCCGGAAGCAAGUGGAGAGUUCAAACCCACGCCCACGAUAUCAGCUCCCCGGCUCAUUUACGUAUUCAAUCAUGAGACUUUUAAAAACGAUCUUCAUGAACCCCGAAUUGGCAGCGCGAAGGAUGUACAAGCGCUGCGCAAGACAUUCGAGAAACUCCAGUGCCAGAUAAUAGAAAUAAAGGAUCCUACAUUGGCUGCGGUAAAGGAGAAAAUAAGUGAAAUCGAACGAAAAAACUUUGAACAGCAGUCUGCAUUGAUCAUUGUCUUACUGAGUCACGGAGGUGAAAACGAAAUGAUCGUGGCAUCAGACAACAAGGAGUACUCACUGCACAAGGACGUUCUCUUGCCACUAUUUAAAAACGAGACUCUCAAAGGAAAGCCCAAGAUCCUCAUUGCGCAGGCAUGCAAGGGCGAAUUGGAAGCGGAUGCAACUCUAAUGAAACACAGUCCCAACGAGUACGUCAAGUGCUUUAGUAGCACCGAGGGCUUUAAGAGCUAUCGCAGGCCGUCCGAAGGGUCCCUAUACAUCCAAACUCUGUGCAAGUGCAUGGAUGAGCUUGCGACUGAGAAGGACUUUUUAUCCAUCAUGGACGAAGUGAACUUGAAGGUCGACAAAGACUCCAGUGCAGAGGGGUGA